This is a messenger RNA of Lotus japonicus, 1256 nucleotides long. RefSeq names its product mitochondrial outer membrane protein porin 2. The record is from RefSeq and is a predicted model, not a curated record. Bases 127 to 957 code for a protein of 276 amino acids. NCBI's taxonomy places the organism in Eukaryota, Viridiplantae, Streptophyta, Magnoliopsida, Fabales, Fabaceae. Gene Ontology annotation, biological process: monoatomic anion transmembrane transport. Gene Ontology annotation, cellular component: mitochondrial outer membrane. Gene Ontology annotation, molecular function: voltage-gated monoatomic anion channel activity. The transcript has 6 exons.
UUAAAUAAAAAAUGUGAGAAAAAUUACAAGGCCUCAUUUCCUCGCCACACCCUUCUUCGUCAAGCUCAGUGCAUCAGAAUCAAUCAAUCAAGAUCUCUCUCUCUCUCUCUCUCUUCGAAAGCGAAAAUGAGCAAAGGACCAGGUCUCUUCUCCGAUAUCGGCAAGAAACCCAGAGAUCUUUUGACCAAGGACUACAGCUCCGAUCAGAAACUCACCGUUUCUUCCUACAGCACCGCCGGAGUGGCCCUUACUUCAACUGCUGUGAAAAAAGGAGGACUUUCAGUUGGGGAUGUUGCAGCACUGUACAAGUAUAAGAACACCCUUAUUGAUGUCAAACUUGACACAGCAUCCAUUAUUUCAACGACCCUCACAUUCACCGACCUUCUUCCAUCCACCAAGGCUAUUGCUUCAUUUAAGCUGCCUGAUUAUAAUUCUGGCAAGUUAGAGGUUCAAUACUUCCAUGACCAUGCUACCUUAACAGCAGCUGCUGCACUGAACCAAUCCCCUAUCAUUGAUGUGUCUGCCACCUUUGGUACCCCAGUGAUUGCAGUUGGUGCUGAGGCAGGCUAUGAUACUUCAUCCGGUGGGUUUACUAAAUACACUGCUGGGAUUAGUGUCACAAAACCUGAUGCAUCUGCUUCUAUAAUCCUUGGCGACAAGGGUGACAGCAUUAAAGCAUCAUACCUCCAUCAUCUGGACCAACUUAAGAAGAGUGCUGCUGUGGCAGAGAUCACUAGAAAGUUCUCAACAAAUGAGAACACUUUCACAGUUGGAGGGUCUUUUGCUAUUGACCAUCUGACACAAGUCAGAGCAAGGCUCAACAAUCAUGGAAAGCUUGGGGCACUCCUGCAGCAUGAGAUCAUACCAAAGUCAGUGCUGACCAUUUCUAGUGAGGUUGAUACCAAGGCCCUGGAUAAAAAUCCCAGGUUUGGCUUGGCAAUCGCCCUCAAACCUUGAAGGUUUUUUCUUCAUUAACGGUUGAUUGGUAUUCCAAACGUAAUUCAAAUUUUUUGGUAGUCCUUGAAAGGAGGGCAGAAUAAUUAGUUCCCUGGAUGAGCUUUUCUAGGUUAUUCCGAAAUGGAUGAAUUUUUUCAAUGACUUUUAAAUCACCAAUGGCUUCUGUUUGACAUUUUUUUUGUUAAUUUUCUGCUUUCCUUCUUGCAUUGUAGUAGACAAUCUGAGAUGUGGAUGUCCUUUUCUCCAGGAGGAUUUUAAUCGUCUGUUUUUCUUAAAAUUUUAUUUUUACCAUUGUUCUC